AUGCAGGAUUUUUGCGAAACAGUAGUUUCUUCCGACAAUAGAGUUACUUCAAAUUUUGUUAGGUCGAACAAAAUACUGUUUGAUAAUUCUUUUUGUCAGGAUUCACGAGAAAGUAAAUCAACUGAAAGUAUAGGGAACACGGGUACUUCGCAACAAAAGUACAGAGUAAUGAAAAAGACCCGGUCCCCUGCUUAUUCCGUUAAUGAGGAAAUUGAUGUCUCCAGUAGAAAGGAUCUGGCAAUCGAUAACAAGAAAAACGAUCAGAAAAUUUUUUCAAGUGAAGAACAGAAGUUCGUACAGGAAAUAGAUUUGGAAACACGAAAAAAUGACUGGCCAACGGUCGAUAGUACAACUUCUUCCUUAGAACACUUGGUCGAUUUAUAUCGCAAAGCUACUGAAGCAGAAAUUACCGCAAACGAAGCGAUUCAAAAGAAAACUCUCUGUUGGUAUCGCUAUGCGAAUGGAUUCAUCGAUAAUGCUAAGGAGCUUACACCGGAGGGGGGUGAAUUAUUCAAAGACAUGGUUAAUCAACUUUCUGAGGCUAACCAUGAAACUGUGCACAAAAAAACGCAGAAAGCCAUAAAAUUAUAUGAUUUGUCCAAAAGUAAAGGUUUGGAGGAAAACGGGAACAUUAUAGCAUACGAUACAAAUUCCGAUGCAAAUUGCACAGAUGACAGUGCCCAAAGGAAUGCUGCCAAUUUUUUCGUGGAACUUAUUGGUGAAUUGUCUGAUAAACGAGAUACUUUGGUCAUAGACCCUACUGCAGAGGAUACGCCAUUGCCGCAAGAGCUAUCUCCAAGUGAAUUUCAUGGAUCCACUGCAAUCUUAAGCAAUAAGGAGAGCAUAAGUGUGGGCAGAUGCCGACACUGUGAAAAUUUCUGUGAUUGCCCAGGCCUUGCCCACGAAGUGAAGGGCAUUCCGAAGGAAUGUAGUACGAAUUCUCCAGAAUACUUGAACUGUGGACCCUUGGAUUAUGCGCCCUUGUCACAGUUCGACGGUACAAAAAUAGGAGGAGUAGAAAAGAGUACAACAAACGCAUACAACAAAAUUGCCGUACUUGGCUCAAAUAGUCACCGGGUAAUGAACUCAAAACGUGAAGAGGACAUGGCGAAAGGAAAUAUUAGCUGCGAUAAAAACGAAGAUGCUAAUCGAGAAGAUAUAGUUUUAGGGGGGCUAAAGAGGCCGAUUACGUACGCCAACCUGAUCUGUGCCGAGUGCAGAACACUAGGUUCGAUUUGUCUUAAUUGCCUAGUGAACGAAUAUGAGACAGAUUUUAGUGUAGAUCAACCUCUAUCCGCAAAAGAUAACGAGCAAAGGCAUCAUGAUCGAUUAUGCUUCGACAUGGAUGAUAGUGACUCCGAAAUUGAUUUAUUUCGUACGGGAACUGGGUAUUAUGGACAGUCCCUUUUUGACUAUUACACAAAGCCUUUCUACUAG
Rhizophagus irregularis DAOM 181602=DAOM 197198 is the source of this 1437-nucleotide messenger RNA. RefSeq lists its product as uncharacterized. NCBI's taxonomy places the organism in Eukaryota, Fungi, Glomeromycota, Glomeromycetes, Glomerales, Glomeraceae. The record is from RefSeq and is a predicted model, not a curated record.